UUUUCAGAGUAAUAAAUUAAGUGAGAGCUGUUAUCCCCGUGGACUAUACCAGAAUCUAAUCAAUUCUAGUUGAACCACGUAAGAGUGUGUUCUUGUUCUGUUUUCUGGUUUUGUGUAAGAGCUGUGUUGGAGUAUUUUCUGGGUUUUGUGUAUUCUGGUGUUGUUGUUGCAUAACAGAGGAUUGCUCAGUCUUUCCACUAUAUGAAGAAUCUGAUACAACAAUGGAGGAAUCCGAGUCAAAGCGAGACUGGUAAACCUCUUCUCUUUACAAAAUCCUUUCCUCUCUCUGCUCUUUCUUUUCUGUAUACAGUUUCUCUCACUAACACACUCUCUGAUUUUCUUCUCUCUUUCUGGGAUCUACACAACACUUUGGGAGCUCUGGAAUUUUUCUUGUCAGCUUGGCUUCACGAGAGAAAUGACCCAGAUAUUUAUAGAUCUGAGAAGUAAAGAGUGUUCUAGCCUUUGUUCCUUCACUACUUUUUGUCCUUCACUUCAGGUUUGAUCAUGGCAGCCGAACUGGUAGCUGGUGCUUUGCUUUCUGCUUCACUUCAGGUUUUGUUUGAACGAUUGGGCUCUGAGGAGAUACCCCAGCUGUUCCAGGGGAAGAAGCUGAUUCUAGACCAGCUAUACGAGUUGAAGACCAUGUUGUGGUCAGCUCAUGCACUGCUCAACGAUGCUGAGGAGAAGCAACUUCGAAACCAGGAGGUCAGGAUGUGGCUUAUCGAGCUUCAAGAUGUGAUCUAUCAGGCUGAUGACUUGGUGGACAGGAUUGACUAUGAAGCUCUGCGAUCCAAGCUUGAAGAUGAUCAAUCUAGCAGCAGCAGUGCCAGCAAGGUACUCAUGAAAUUUAUGCCACCCUUUCUGUCCACAUUUGAUAAAACUGUUAAGCUUGAUUCCAUGGAGAUCCUUCGUAAGCUAAAGAUCCUUGUUGUUCAAAAAGAUGCUCUUGGCCUGAGAGAAGGUGCACAGAACAAACCUUCGCCAAGGCCACCAGCUCCUUUGGUAGAACAUGCUCAUGUUUAUGGGAGGGAUACUGAGAAAAAAAUCAUUGUUGAUCUGUUGCUGAAAGAUGAUGUUGAUAGUGGCAGUAACAUUUCUGUUAUCCCGAUUGUUGGGAUGGGUGGUCUUGGCAAAACCACUCUUGCUCGAGUUGUUUAUGACGAUGAUAGAGUACAAAAGUAUUUUGAGCGAAGAGUAUGGAUUACUGUGUCAGAUGAGUUUGAUAUUUUCAAGAUAACAAAAGAGAUCUUUGAGGGGGUCACCAACGACAAAUGUGGUUUUGAAAACAUCGACGAACUUCGAACGAAAUUGAAGGAAGCAUUGAGGGGGAAGAAACUUCUCUUUGUUCAUGAUGAUGUUUGGAACGAGUCUUAUUCUUUGUGGGGCACACUGAAGAGUUCUUUUGAGUCUGGAGCAAAUGGAAGUAAAAUUCUUGUGACUACUCGAAGCACAAUUGUCGCGUCUACCAUGGCCACUGGUCAGGUUCAUCAUCUACAAACUUUGUUGAAUGAAGAUUGUUGGCAGUUAUUUGUCAAACAUGCUUUUGGAAAUAAUUUUGACCAGAAUAGCAACAGAGAUCUGCAAGCACUUGGUAGAAAAAUAGUGGAGAAGUGCAAAGGUCUUCCUUUAGCAAUAAAGUCUCUUGGUGGAUUACAGCGCUGUGAACAAAAUCCUAAAAAUGGGAAGACAUACUUGGCAGUGACACAUGGGAGGAAUUGUACAAGAAAGAGGGCUCCAUUCUUCCAGCUUUAUGGUUGA
This is a messenger RNA of Humulus lupulus (European hop), 1758 nucleotides long. RefSeq names its product putative disease resistance RPP13-like protein 1. Gene Ontology annotation, biological process: defense response to fungus. The record is from RefSeq and is a predicted model, not a curated record. Gene Ontology annotation, molecular function: ADP binding. Bases 505 to 1758 code for a protein of 417 amino acids. The transcript is spliced from 2 exons. Lineage: Eukaryota; Viridiplantae; Streptophyta; Magnoliopsida; Rosales; Cannabaceae.